Messenger RNA from Pelobates cultripes (western spadefoot toad), 240 nucleotides. The record is from the annotation of a GenBank genome assembly. Lineage: Eukaryota; Metazoa; Chordata; Amphibia; Anura; Pelobatidae.
AUGCUGACCGGUCGCGUGCGGGAGAGGCUCUUGCACAAUCUGGCCAUCUGGGCCGAAAACUACGGUACAAACUGCUCUUAUCUCAGCCUAGAGGUACAGCAAAGUGAGCAGGGAGCUGUGGGCACUACUGCAGACCCCAAGAUCGGGAGCUUUGGAGACCCUGAGGGUUAUACACAGCUUUGGAGCCUGCGGCCUACGCGGGAGAGAAGCGGGGUGGACGGCCGCCACCCUGCUCGAUAA